This is a messenger RNA of Fraxinus pennsylvanica, 315 nucleotides long. Lineage: Eukaryota; Viridiplantae; Streptophyta; Magnoliopsida; Lamiales; Oleaceae. The record is from the annotation of a GenBank genome assembly.
AUGAAUUUCGAUGUUUUUAGUUUUGUUAGUUUCAUAAAGGCCAUCCAUCUAAGCAACCUGGGGGAUGUUGGGGAUGGAUGGGUGAAGAUCCUUAUUGAUCUCAUGGCUUCCAAGAGAUUAAAGUUUUUAGGAAGGCCAGGCAAACUUAAGAAGAGCGCUCUGAAUAGCAGUGUAUCUCGCCCUUCAGAUAGGGGGAGAUUGUAUCCAAGAUUUUUUGAGUUCUGUGAAGAGAUUGUAUCCAAGGUUUGCCCCUCCUGGCAAUGUCUAAUGGCCCUUCCUGAGAUUCUUUCAGCAAUUCUUGAGAAGGCACAGUAG